Messenger RNA from Oryza sativa Japonica Group (Japanese rice), 2327 nucleotides. Lineage: Eukaryota; Viridiplantae; Streptophyta; Magnoliopsida; Poales; Poaceae. The record is from RefSeq and is a predicted model, not a curated record.
GUACACUAGUACCUCUGUACUAGACCAUUACCCCCUCCUUUAAUUCUCUCGAACUACGACUAGCUUCGAGCUUUCAUCACUCGUCAGCUUGAGCGCCCAGCAGCUAUCGUCAGCUUAAAAUUAGCGCCCCAGCUUAGCUUCUGAGCUGACUCGAGCUUGAAGACAGAUUUUGGUCGCAUUUCAGCUAACACAAAGCUUAACACACGAGCUCUUGUCAGCUGAUCGAUCCGGGGUUGAAGAGAUAUUGCAGAAAAAGAAGAAGAAGAAGAAGAAUCAAGCUUGGUGCACGGCGUCGCCGCCAUGGCGGCAUUGCGCGUGGGCACGAGGGCGGUGGAAGGGAGGUUCCAAGCGAGCAACGGCGGCGGCGGCGGUGGCGGCGGCAUGGCGCCGUCGUCGCGCCUCGUCGCGGCGCACCGGGAAGCGAAGCCGAGGAGCAGCCACUCGGCGGCGCCGUGGAAGCUGCCGCGGCGGCGAGCCGGCGCCAUGCCGCUGUGGCGCGUCGCGGUGUUCGCCUCCGUCGCAUUGAACGUCGCCACCCUCGCACUCCUCCUCCACCACUACGCCACCUCUCCUCCUCCCCACCACCACCACCACGACGCCGGACUCGCCACUCGCAGCAGCGACGCCGCCGUCCACCGGCGAGCCAGGACGGCGUCGUCGAUGGCGCCGUCGACCGGCAAGCCGGCGGUGACGACGGAUUCCGUUAUCAACCUUGACCACGGCGACCCGACCAUGUUCGAGGAGUUCUGGAGGGAGACCGGCGACGCGGCGGAGGUCGUCAUCCCGGGGUGGCAGACGAUGAGCUACUUCUCCGACGUGACCAACGUCUGCUGGUUCCUCGAGCCGGAGCUCGACCGCCAGGUGCGCCGCCUCCACCGAGUCGUCGGCAACGCCGCCGUCGACGGCUACCACGUCCUCGUCGGCACCGGCUCCACCCAGCUCUUCAUGGCCGCGCUCUACGCCCUCGCCCCCGACGCCGCCGCCGCUGCCGCCGGCGAGCCCAUCAGCGUCGUCUCCACUGCGCCCUACUACUCGUCAUACCCCGCCGUGACGGACUUCCUCCGGUCGGGGCUCUUCCGGUGGGCCGGCGACGCCGACGCCUUCAAAGGCGACUCCUACAUUGAGCUGGUCUGCUCCCCGAACAAUCCUGACGGCGCCAUCCGUGAAGCUGUUCUUGAUCCAAAGACCGGCAAUGGCAGGACGGUCCAUGACCUGGCCUACUACUGGCCUCAGUACACCCCCAUCACCAAGCGUGCUUCCCAUGACAUCAUGCUCUUCACCGUCUCCAAGAGCACCGGCCAUGCCGGGACCAGGAUCGGGUGGGCGUUGGUGAAGGACCGGGCGAUCGCGAGGAAGAUGACGAAGUUUGUGGAGCUGAACACGAUCGGGGUGUCCAAGGACUCGCAGAUGCGGGCGGCCAAGGUGCUCGCCGCCGUCUCCGACGGCUACGAGCGGCGGCCGGAGCAGACGAAAGAGACGAUGACCACUCCUCUUCGCCUGUUCGACUUUGGUCGACGCAAGAUGGUGGAGCGGUGGAGCAUGCUCCGCGCUGCUGCCGCCGCCUCCGGCAUCUUCAGCCUCCCGGAGGAGACCUCCGGCUUCUGCAACUUCACCAAGGAGACCGCCGCGACCAACCCUGCGUUCGCGUGGCUGCGGUGCGAUAGGGAGGAUGUGGAGGAUUGUGCGGGGUUUCUCCGUGGGCACAAGAUCCUGACGAGGAGCGGGGCGCAGUUCGGGGCGGAUGCGAGGUACGUGCGGGUGAGCAUGCUCGACAGGGACGACGCGUUCGACAUCUUCAUCAACCGCCUCUCGUCGCUCAAGUGAAAGAAGACGGCGGAGAGAGAGAGGACGCUGCAGCGUGUUCGUCCGUGCGCUAGCAAGCAAAGCAUGCCCAUGACUCAUGAGAGCAUGAGUAGAACCGUUAACUGUGUAUCUGUAUCAGUAUUUGGAGAGCCUUUUUGGUAGAGCUUCAGAGCAUAACCAAACGGUUUCAGCUUUACUCGAAAUGGGAGUGAGGUUGAUUGAAGUGCUAUCACAGAAUGAUCUAGAGAUGUAGAGUUGGAUUUAGACUAUUUUACAGCUACACUUUAGAACCAACUCUUGAAGUUAAAUUUGUAAGUUGAAGUCCUGCCAAAUAGGUUCUCAGUAGUAGUAGUAGGUAGAAGAAGAGGAGCUUGCUUUUCUCUAGCUUUUCUUUUUCUCUUAAAUAUUUGUUUCUCGAUGUUGUGUUUUAUGGUUAAGAAUGGCCUGCAAUGUAGAUCAGUGCCUGCGUGAUUUCACAUACGGAAAAUAAAUAAAUAAAUGUUCUUGUUCUUCCUUUUUUGGAA